AUGGCGGAGGCCAGCGUGGGGAGGGCGCUCAGGGAUGGCUCCCUGGAGGGGGAGCACGCAGUCGCCCUCUCCCUCAGGGAUUCACUUUCCUGCCCCCUCGGCGCCCAAGUAUUCGGCCACUUCUUCCGUGGCCUCGCCGCCAACAUCGCCGCCGGCAGGUCCUCCGCCCGGUGGGUCCGCUGACCAUCCUCCCCCUCUCCUCGCCCUCCUCCCCUGCCUCGCCUCUUUUUCAUCUUCCUCUGUACUAUCAGUUCUUCUCUGUGUUCUCCUUCGUGAUCUCCUGUUGAUUAGCUGGGAACCUUCUGCAGUGGCCUCGUGCUCGUCGCGCUCGAUCGGAGCCCGUCGCUCUACCUCGAUCUUCUGAAGAGCGGGGGGCUUAAUUGCGUUGGGUCCGGCGUUAACUGGUUCGUCUGCUUCCUCCGACCUGCUUUCCCUUCGGCUUCUGUUGGGCCUUGAGUGAGCUAGCCGAAUUAAGGGGAAACGAACGUGCAGGUUUAGGGUUUUGGACUGUUACUCUGAUCCUCUCGGCUGGAAAGCCCGCCUCCCUUCCUCCCUUCGUCUGGGCGGCGACGCCUCUGUGGAAGAACUGCAAACCCUCUUCACGGAUGUGAAGGACGUUGACCGAUUGCUUUCUCUAGUCCUCGACCUUGGAAGAGGUACGGAAGAGCCGACGGCUUCUCUAAGGCCUGGUCUGUCCUGGGUCGGCGUCGAUGGGAAUCGCCAUUUUCGGCCCUGUGUGCUUCUUCUUUUGUACUACGGAAAACUUUCACGUGAGUUUUGUUCUCUUUGGACAUACUGAAUCCCUAGGUUUUUCUCUGCGUGCAGGAAUGGUGGGAGAAGGAAAGCGCCGCUUCGCCGUCGCCGUUGACUCGGUACUUCCCCCCAUUUCUGUCUAGGGUUCCUGGUUCAGGGUCGUUAACCUCGAGUGCUAAGACCCGACGUAGAACUGGGGCCAAUUAUGAUUUGCUUCAACAGAGCUAGCAGCUUCAUCCUCCUCCCAAGUGUGAGCUUCACCUGUUGUACCCUUCUCAGGUCAGCGCGCUGCUCAGACGCGCUUCGCUCCAAUCAGUUGCGAGCUUCAUCAGUAAUCUCCGGGGCCAUGGUAUGAAUUCACGCGCCCAUUAUCUCGGAAUCAAAGGAGUCGCCCCCCAAUUGGGUUUGAGAGAUCCUCUCCCAUCACCUUCAUCCAUUCAAUCCGAGUAGCCGAUCAAUCUUCGCGUGAUUCUUCCUCCAGGUCAGGUCUCAACUGUCCUCUGGCUACUACAGUCAGACCUUCACGAGUCCAGGAUAUGCGCCGCUUUCGAUUACAUUUCCACCAUGGUUGUCCUCUUGGAGCCCGAAAUUGAAAACCCGGGGACAGAAAGAGGAGGCUCAAAUCUCGAACAGAAUUUCCGAGGGGGAAGGUUCCAUCUGCGGAUGAAGCGGCGCAAUGGAAGGGUGAAGGUCCUCGUAAGUCCCUUCAUCAUCAUCAUCGUCGUCGUCAUCGCCACCAGUCAUUGCUAAAAACUUUCUUUUUACCUCGGCAUUGAUUCAUGGCCUCGGAACCCAGUGCGAAGAAUUCUUCGUGGAGACUGCUGGGGUGAAGUUUUUCUCGACUCCUUUGUCUGAAAGUAAGAUCGCCGAGCAGACACUGCUGCCAAAGGUCUGUUCAAUCUAGGUGGGCAUGUAUCCCAGUUUUGCACCUCGUUUCUCUGCAUUUGGUCAUAUAAUCACGGGGUUUAUCUCCAUUUCCAUUUGCAUUUGCAGUUGCAGUUGCAGUUUAAUCUCCAGUUAUCAGAGAAGGAGCGGAUGGACAGGGAAAAAGUGGUGCUCCCAUUCGAACACCAAGGUCUGGUCCUCCACCUACCUUUUGUUCAUCGUGAUCUCCAAAACUUUUACUUAUUUUUCAAAAUUAUUUACCAUGAUCUCUUUAUGGAUGCACCUUAAUGGUCGCUUACUUAAUUUUUACCAAGUAUUUCUGUAGAGCAAAGCAUUUCAAAAGAGUUUCGGUGAUAUGGUGUGUGGGUGCACAGUUAGUUCUGAUUAUUACUGAACCGAAAUUGAAAUAAUUAUUAUUCUUUAAGAAUUAAUCAUCUUGGGAUGGUUGCACCACUCCAUGGUUCAUGGCAAGAACAGAGGUCAACGGUAGCUCUUCGUCACAUAUUUCUGCCAUCUUUUUUAAAAAAAAAAGAAAAGGGCCACGAGUGGCAAAAGUUGUUGAUCCUCCCGGGUUUCAAUUUCUAUAGCUAUUAGCUCUUUCGGCCCCACUUUUUUUCUCUAGAUUAAAUAAUAGCGUCUAGAUGAUCAACAGGUUUGGGUCUUCUAGAUGAGGAAGCUUCAUUGUGAUAAUUCUCCUCUGAGCUUCCCCAAGCAGCCUCUCAAUCCAUCAAUUUGGUCAUUAAGAUCAUAUCAGGCAUCCUAGGAAAUCGAUCAAAUUUGAUGCACUUCACAUAUCAGAAGGCUGGAUUAUAUUUCUUCAAUGUACACCUUUUCCACCUUCGUUUCUGGAUUAAUCUUUUCCCUCUAAAGAUGGUGAAAAAGAGAAAUACCCCAUUUUUCCACUUCGAUCUGCCGUUCUUGAACAUGGGUCUUCUCAUCUCACCUCAUCUCUGAUGCUAUACUAUUAUCAUCAUCAUCAUCAUCAUUCCUAUUAUUAUCAGUUUAUUAUUAUUAUUAUUAUUAUUAUGGUUGUUCUUCUUCUCGAAGUUUUUUCUCAGCCAUAUCGGAUGUUUCUUUCUUAUUUUCAGGGAAUGGCAAGGCUGUGAGGAUAUACGACGGCCGCCGAUCCACUGAAGAGUUGGGGCCUACGGGGGGCGGUGAGGCAGCUGAGUUGGGCAGGGCAGUCGGCAGCGGUGGCGGCGGGAAGGGCGAGAUUCACUACGUCCGAGACUCCGACGAGGAGGAGUUGCCAGACUCGGAUGAGGACCCCGACGAUGACCUUGACAUAUGA
This is a messenger RNA of Spirodela intermedia, 2929 nucleotides long. NCBI's taxonomy places the organism in Eukaryota, Viridiplantae, Streptophyta, Magnoliopsida, Alismatales, Araceae. The record is from the annotation of a GenBank genome assembly.